Molecule: messenger RNA, 1044 nt
Organism: Angiostrongylus costaricensis
Lineage: Eukaryota; Metazoa; Nematoda; Chromadorea; Rhabditida; Metastrongylidae
Source: the annotation of a GenBank genome assembly
AUGAAUGACUCACAUCAAGUACUUGAACUUGAACCGACCACAUCUGAAAUUAUUGAAAUGUUCUAUCAGAUUUCAUUCUUUAUCAUUGGAACUCCAAUCAACGUGUACGCGCUUUACAGAACUACAAAGAAUAUUCGUGAAGGUGGCGUUGAGUCAAGACUUGUUAAAUUGAGUCGUCAACUUCUUAUUGCUCAUAUUAUGGUGCUUUUCACUUACGGUGUUUGGCGAAGCUAUUGGUUUUAUACUAUUGUAUGGUCACAAGGCAAUUUGAUGUGCAAAAUCUUCUCAUUCUUUUGCGCCUUGCCGUUUCACUUAUGGUCGAAUUUAGUUGCAGCAAUAGCCGUCGACAUGCUCUGUUGUAUAACAUCACCGUUAAGCACGUAUAGGAUCGGUUCAAGUCGCGUGGAUUGGUUGAUCGCUCUGGCAUGGAUUUGUGCCUUCGGAUGUGCACUUCCGAUGGUGUUCCUUCGUGGGACAAUUACAAUCUACUCUUUUGAAGAGAAGUCCUUUGAGCAAUGCUAUCCACUAGUCAACAGCUACAGCAAAGAGGUGUUGGUGGCGUUCAACUUCUUCCACGUAAUAACUGUAUUCUACAUUCCUUUAUUAAUUGUUGUGGUUUGCUACACCCUGAUAGGAAUUUCACUAAGAAAACAAAUGGCUGAAAGGAAAUUACUGCAGGAUGGCGGAAAAAAAAGGAAACAAUCCAGUACAAAAGCACGAUUUCUACGAGCAUCAUUAGCAGUGAUCUGCACUUUCUUCUUCACAUGGCUCCCAUAUCAGGUACUCGCCCUUCUACGUGUUAUUUGCGAUGAAAAUGCCGUUUGUGAGAGCAUAACAGCACGAAUUAACUGGCUACAAGCCAUUAUAAUCGCCAGUACUUGCAUCAAUCCAUUUCUUUACCGAUUCGGCCUCGACCGCAACAAAUGCUCGCACAACUACAGUGCAAUGGAGACCGGAAUAUGCAAAGUGUCCGUGCGAGAUGUCGACAAAUCUCCGAACACUGAUAUCUUGGAUUCUGUUGGAUGCAGUCGAAUGCAAGCGUAA